Molecule: messenger RNA, 3468 nt
Organism: Selaginella moellendorffii
Lineage: Eukaryota; Viridiplantae; Streptophyta; Lycopodiopsida; Selaginellales; Selaginellaceae
Product: pentatricopeptide repeat-containing protein At2g13600-like
Exons: 9
Coding region: 16-1686 (556 amino acids)
Biological process (GO): RNA modification
Molecular function (GO): RNA binding; protein binding
Source: RefSeq, a predicted model, not a curated record
GUUUAUGGAUCCGGGAUGGAGAAAUCUAUCGCGGUCUGUCACAGCGCUCGCGAUCAGGGAGUGAAUCCCGGCGUGGGAGCCGUCCUGGCAGCGAUCAAGGCAUGCAAGCGCUCCAGGGACCUGGAAUCAGGUAGGAUGAUCCACAGGGACGCGGCCAAGAACGGGGAUUUGGACGCGCACCCGGCCAUCGCGAGCUCGCUGAUCGAUAUGUACGCGAAAUGCGGCAGCGGGAUGGAGGCUCGCGGCGUCUUCGAGAGCAUCCGGCAGCGCGACGUGGUUUCUUGGAACUGCAUCAUCCAGGGACUGGCGCUCAAUGGCGAUGGUGAUGCCGCGCUGGGAUAUUUCGAUCGGUUUUUCCAGGAAGGGGGAGGCAGUGAUUUGUCGUGCCGUCCGGAUCAUGUCACAUUUCUUGCGGCGCUCAAGGCUUGCUCGAGCUUGAUCGAGCGAUCCAGGGGCCGUGGUGUCGACUCCAGAGCUAGAUUCUUGGCUAGAAUCCGGGACAUCCACGCUCGGGCUGCCAGAUUCGGGGAACUCUCAGAAAUAUUUCUGGCCAGUUCUUUGACGGAUUCUUACGCCAAGUGUGGGAGCUUGGUGGACGCCCAGCUCGUCUUCGAGAGCAUGGAUUCCAGGAAUGCAGUCUCUUGGACUGCGGUGAUCUUGGGAUUUGCCGAGACCGGGCAAGCAGACUUGGCGCUGGAGUUCUACGCUGCCAUGCAAGAAGAAGGCUGCGAUCCCGACCGGGUCACGGUUCUCGCAGCGUUAAAAGCUUGCGCUUCUUUGGGAGAAUCAAGUGAGCAGUGGAGGAGUUCUCUCGGUGGUUGUCUAAGAAGAGGCAAACAAGUGCAUGGUCAAGCACUAAAAGGUGGCUACGAGCUGGAAAAAUUCGUGGGAAACGCCUUGGUGGACAUGUACUCGAAGUGUGGAAGUAUGGAGGAUGCAAGGCGGGUGUUCGACGCUUUGAGGAAACCAAGCGUGGUUUCGUGGAGCUCGUUGAUUCUGGGCUACGCACGGUGCGGGCAAGGCGAGCUCAGUUUGGAUUUAUACUCGAGAAUGCGAGGUGACGGAUACGUGCCAAAUGCCGUGACUUAUCUAGCUGCGCUCAAGGCUUGCGUGAGCUUGGCCGAGAGAGCAAGUGGUGAUGGUGGUGACAGUAGCAAGCCGGUUCAUGGGCGAGAGUCCGAGGACAAGGUGCUCAAGAGGAAGUGGCUCGAGAUUGGUAGAGGUAUUCACUCGCAAGCUGCCGCAGAUGGUCUCGGACGGGACCUCUUCGUGUCAAAUGCUCUCGUCGACAUGUACGCGAAGUGUGGGAGUGUGGAGGAAGCACGACGUGUUUUUGACGGCAUGACGGAUCGUGAUUCGGUCUCGUGGACAGCGAUUAUUCAGAGCUACGUCCAGGUCGGGGAAAGCGAGCAGGCUCUACGACUUUUUACACGCAUGAGAGGAGACGGGUUUGUAGCGGACGCGGUGACAUUCGUGGCUGCUCUUAAGGCCUGCGCAAGCUUGGGAGCGUUAGAGAAAGGAAGAGAGAUUUAUAAGGAGCUUCAGCGAGCUGGAUUGGACAGGAACACCUUCGUCUGGACUUGUCUCAUCGAUUUUUUCGGCAAGUGCGGGAACAUGGUCGAAGCUGAGCAGGUUACAGCUCUCAAGGAGACACCGACAGCGUGCUUGAUUUGUUCGAGAGGAUGAAGAAGCUGCGGUUGCAGCCGGACGACGUGAUCUUCCUCUCGAUUCUGAGCGCUUGCAGCCAUGCCGGACUUAUCGACAAAGGGAAGUAUUUCUUCACAGUCAUGAGCUCGGAGUAUGGGGUUUCUCCAUGCAUCCAGCACUACUCGUGCAUGGUUGAUCUCUACGGUCGUACUAAUCAGUUGAAUGAUGCAGUGGCAUUGGUGAGGAGCAUGCCAUUCGAACCAAAUCAUGUAAUAUGGACGUGUUUGCUGGAUGCUUCUCAACGGUGGAAGAAUGUGGAAGUCGGACAGCUUGCCUUCGAGUCCAUGUUGAAGCUUGCACUUCGAAUUAGAACUAUGUGCAGCGAUUCCAUUACACAAAUGCACGAAUCACGACUAUUAUCGACAUAAGUCAUCCAGAGAUAAUCGAGAUCCACGAUUUGAAACAAGAGAGUAAAUCUAGAGUCACCACACCCGACAAUGGCAUUAUGUUGGCCACCACCACCGUAGCAAGCCUCGUGAGUUUUCUCAAAUCCUGCGUACAUACAAUGCAAUCAAAACAACUUGAAAGUAGACGGUCUCACCAUAUUUUCCUGGCUCUCGAAGCACGUCAUACAGGAACUUAUAGCGGUCGGCUAUGAAGACGGUAGCUCCUUUGGUAAUCGCCUCCGAUUUAAACAGCGCUUUCUCCAGCUUAGCACCACUUUUCACGGUAUUCUGGUUGAAUGAGCCAAUUCACCAUAGGUCUCAUGUUCUCAUUUUUGAAAGACAGAACAUAUGAUCUUGAAAGAUGGUGGAUGAUUUCGUCUAUUGUUGCAGAGUUCGUCCUUAUGAGACGAUUGUAGUCAUUCCCACCGCCCCCGACAACGACCAAGCUCUUCUCAAGCUCUAUACCAGAGCAGUUUUUUCUGUAAGAAUCGAACCACGCAGUUUCAUUGUCAAACGAUCCUGGCACGAGAGUGGGUACCCCCCUUUGGUGGAAGUAAUCCAGGCCUAACACCGUUCUUCCAACGAAGGCAAAGUUCGUCCCGCAAGAACAGCCAUGAUAAGGAAUUAUCGGUGUGCUACUUACCUAUGAAAUCCACCAGUACGCCACCGUUGGUGAAUCGGCCUGUGGGACACCCGGGAUUCGUGACACCAUACGGACUGGGUGGCGUGCCCGGGAUCGUGGAUGCAAAGUUCCCAGUGUCGUCCAGGGAGUCUCCGAGAACGUACAUUGCUUUGAAGCACCUAGAUAUCUGUGCGGAGGAGCCAUUUGAGACGCGUAGCGGUAUACAAGAAAGCGAAAUAGACGCCCCUGAGGUUAGAUUUCAAGCACUUUUCUGCUGAUUUUUAUAUUGUUGCGAUGCUCAUGCCUGCGGCAUGUUUAUAUCAUCCGGGGGAAGUUCCAAAUGCGUGGAACAUAAUGGUGCCAAAUCGAAUGAUCAUUCCGAAGGUAUUGUUAAACCGAAUUAUCCGAAAAACACAAGUCCACACAAAGCUUUAAAAGAUUUCACAUCACAUACAGAUUUAUACAAAUGGUAGACGCUUUCAAGCGUUGUACUGUGGUCUAGGGGAAGAAUCCCAAGACCCAUUCGGAUUGUUCAACGCCAGCUGCAAGUUCUUCACACCUUUGUCGUAGUUGACAAACCCCAUGAACCAAAACUCAUGGUUGUCAACGGUGGAGAGCUGGAUAUACUUCUCCAUGGGUUUCUGUGGAUUGGUCGAGGGAUUGACACUCCUCAGCUUGUCCAGAGGCAUCACCAGCUGCAAAAUGGACAGAGAUAAGAAAUGAAAGAUCUAAACGAAAGAAAACCAGGGAAAA